Exaiptasia diaphana is the source of this 815-nucleotide messenger RNA. RefSeq lists its product as uncharacterized. Bases 18 to 428 code for a protein of 136 amino acids. The record is from RefSeq and is a predicted model, not a curated record. The transcript is spliced from 2 exons. NCBI's taxonomy places the organism in Eukaryota, Metazoa, Cnidaria, Anthozoa, Actiniaria, Aiptasiidae.
UUCCGGUGUAUAUUAUAAUGACGGAAAGGCCGAUUUCAAGGCGAAAUAAGCAUGGUUUUCUUUCAGACAUAUCUACCUCUCAAGAUGAAGGAUUCAUAGAAAUUACUCUUAUUUACAAUAACAAUGAUUAUACUGUUAAACUUCCACAAGGAGCUGACAGAAUGACGAUUUGUAGUGAAAUCAAAAGGCAAACUGGAGUCAAAGGAGCUUUUUAUUUGUUCGAUGGCGGCAAGUUUUACCUCCACUCAUCGAGUUUAACGUUGUCCAAUAUCAACAAAGUGUUGGCUGGAAAACUUGAAGUGCGAGGUGGCGAUUGGAUGAACAAGGGUGGAGAUUCUGUAUGGUACUAUUAUAGCCAAACGCUAAGACCUGACGUGAAGCAACAACUAGAAAAGAGACAGUUUGUGCCAAGUGACCAGCCUCCUUAAUAUAUUACUAACAACCAUCAAAUGCUUUAUACUAAUGGCUUGUUGAGAGUGACAGCUGAAGACUGGAUAAUACUGAUGUAAGCUCUUGCAGUUUGUGGUCAUGAAUCAAUUAAUGUUAAGAUAAUGAAGAAGUGGAAGAGGGGGAUCAAGAGGUCCAAGAGGGCAAGGCAAUAGAUUGUAUCCAUAAAACGUAUCAUAUCAGUUUUACCGCUCCCACUAUUAAUCGCUAUUGAUUAGUCUGAAAAUUCUGUUCUUAUAAAUUUUUAUUAGUUUAGUUUAUGACUUGUCUCAUCGGGGCAUCGCAAACAAACUAAAUUACACUCUUUCCCCCCUCCUCCCCCGUGAAUUUAUUUAUUUGUUAUUCGUGAAUAAAGAGUUGUCGGCAAA